Molecule: messenger RNA, 2063 nt
Organism: Phoenix dactylifera (date palm)
Lineage: Eukaryota; Viridiplantae; Streptophyta; Magnoliopsida; Arecales; Arecaceae
Gene: ALDH7B4
Product: aldehyde dehydrogenase 7B4
Molecular function (GO): aldehyde dehydrogenase (NAD+) activity
Source: RefSeq, a predicted model, not a curated record
UUAUUAGUCACCUCCGCACACUUUCGUCUCUCCCCUUCCCUCCCGGCCCAACCCCACCUCCUCUCUCUCUCCCCCUCUCCCCCCUCCAUCCUCUUUUCGAUCUUCUCCCGUAUCCUUGGACUUCACUUCUCCUUCUCUGUCCUCUAAAAAUCAAAAUCUUUGCUUUGGCUGGAUCGAUCGAUCUAUCGAUCGAUGGGGGUGUUCUCGAAACGGGAGUAUCAGUUUCUCUCCGAGCUCGGCCUCGGUCCUCGCAACCCCGGCUGCUGCGUGAAUGGCUCGUGGAAAGGCAGCGGCCCCGUGGUCGCCUCCCACAACCCCGCCAACAACCAGGUCAUUGCCGAGGUGGUGGAGGCAUCGAUGCAAGAGUACGAGACGGGGAUGCAGGCUUGCAUGGAUGCUGCCAAGAUAUGGAUGCAGAUUUCAGCUCCAAAGAGGGGAGAAAUUGUUCGACAAAUUGGUGAAGCAUUGAGAGCAAAACUCCAACUUCUUGGUAGGCUUGUGUCACUUGAGAUGGGAAAAAUACUUCCUGAAGGGAUAGGGGAAGUUCAGGAAGUCAUUGACAUGUGUGAUUAUGCUGUUGGGUUAAGCCGUCAGCUAAAUGGAUCAAUCAUACCAUCCGAACGUCCGAAUCAUAUGAUGAUGGAGGUGUGGAAUCCUCUUGGAGUAGUAGGUGUCAUUACAGCUUUCAACUUUCCUUGUGCAGUCCUUGGUUGGAACGCCUGCAUUGCACUAGUCUGUGGAAACUGUGUUGUUUGGAAAGGUGCACCAACAACCCCAUUAAUAACGAUUGCAAUGACUGAAAUAGUUGCUGGAGUUUUGAAGAAGAACGAUUUGCCAGGUGCAAUUUUCACAGCAUUUUGUGGAGGCGCUGAAAUUGGUCAAGCAAUAGCUUGUGAUACGAGGAUACCGCUUGUCUCAUUUACUGGAAGUACAAAGGUUGGUAUUGCAGUUCAACAGAAAGUUUAUGAGAGAUUUGGUAAAUGUCUGCUUGAACUUAGUGGAAAUAAUGCUAUAAUUGUCAUGGACGAUGCCGACAUCCAGCUUGCUGUUCGUUCUGUUCUGUUUGCUGCUGUUGGUACAGCUGGACAACGCUGCACUACAUGUCGUAGGCUGCUUCUUCAUGAACGUAUAUAUCAAACUGUACUUGAUCAACUGGUGGAAGUAUACAAACAAGUGAAAAUUGGGGAUCCAUUAGAGAAAGGCACCUUACUGGGGCCGUUACAUACUCCUGCUUCAAAGGAGAACUUUGUGAAAGGCAUUGAAGUGAUCAAAGCUCAGGGAGGAAAGAUUCUUACUGGAGGAUCUGUCAUAGAAUCUGUGGGAAACUUUGUGCAACCAACUAUUGUUGAGAUUUCUCCAAGUGCACAAGUUGUUAAAGAGGAGUUGUUUGGUCCUGUCCUAUAUGUGAUGAAGUUUCAGACUCUAAAAGAAGCAAUUGAAAUAAACAACUCUGUACGUCAAGGGUUAAGCAGCUCUAUAUUCACACGCCGACCAGAAGUUAUUUUUAAGUGGAUUGGGCCACAUGGCAGUGACUGUGGGAUAGUGAAUGUAAAUAUACCUACCAAUGGUGCUGAAAUUGGCGGAGCUUUUGGUGGUGAAAAGGCCACUGGUGGUGGCCGAGAAGCAGGAAGUGAUUCCUGGAAGCAGUACAUGCGGCGUGCCACUUGCACAAUCAACUAUGGGAGUGAAUUGCCUCUAGCGCAAGGAAUAAAUUUUGGCUAGUUUCUAACAUGGUAUUCUCUUAUCUUUUUGCUUUCACCUGGAAGAAGUAUUUCAGUUUCAGUUGUCAGAUCAAACUUCUUCUUUUCAACUGCAGCAAAAUCUCCAUUAUAUAUGUAAAGCUUUGAUGCUGAAACUGGGAUUGAUAAAAUAGCAUCAAAACCCAUAAAUAAGAAGUUUAGUUUUCUGCUGGCAGUACCCUUGCUCUAGAUUAAGCACCUCUUGCGCCAGUUGUUUGACAGCCUUCUUAGCUGUUACCAAGUGAAUUCAUUAAUGUUUUUCUGUUGCUGGGUGCACGGGAUUAGUGUCAAGCUUCCUAAUUCUAAAUUGUGAAUCUGCGAUCC